GCAAGAGGUGCACUUUGCGCUUCUCGGUCUUUGGUGUCGUUUGUGGCUUUUGGAGUUUUUUUUUAAAAAUUGAAAAAACCUACUAAUACUUUCACCCCCCUCAAAGCAGCCAGUAUGAGGGAGAUCGUGCACGUUCAGGCCGGCCAGUGCGGCAAUCAGAUCGGGGCUAAGUUUUGGGAAGUGAUCAGUGAUGAACAUGGCAUUGAUCCCACUGGAACCUACCAUGGUGACACUGACCUGCAGUUGGAGAGGAUUAAUGUCUACUAUAAUGAAGCUUCAGGUGGCAAAUAUGUGCCCCGUGCUGUCCUUGUGGACCUGGAACCUGGUACCAUGGACUCUGUACGUUCUGGGCCAUUUGGUCAGAUCUUCAGACCAGAUAACUUUGUGUUUGGGCAAAGUGGUGCUGGGAACAACUGGGCCAAAGGUCACUACACAGAAGGAGCUGAACUGGUUGACUCUGUUCUGGAUGUGGUGAGAAAGGAGGCUGAGGGGUGUGAUUGCCUCCAGGGAUUCCAGCUUACCCAUUCACUGGGUGGUGGUACUGGCUCUGGCAUGGGCACACUCCUUAUUAGUAAGAUCCGUGAAGAAUACCCUGACAGAAUCAUGAAUACCUUCAGUGUUGUGCCUUCACCAAAAGUGUCAGACACUGUAGUAGAGCCAUAUAAUGCAACUCUUUCUGUCCAUCAGCUUGUAGAGAACACAGAUGAGACCUUCUGUAUUGAUAAUGAGGCUCUGUAUGACAUUUGUUUCCGAACCCUCAAACUCACAACACCCACUUAUGGUGACCUGAACCAUCUUGUGUCAGCUACCAUGAGCGGUGUAACAACCUGUCUACGUUUCCCCGGUCAGCUCAAUGCUGACCUGCGUAAACUAGCAGUGAACAUGGUCCCCUUUCCCCGUCUACACUUUUUCAUCCCAGGUUUUGCUCCUCUGACCAGCCGUGGCAGCCAACAUUACCGUGCCCUCACAGUACCUGAGCUUACCCAACAGAUGUUUGAUGCCAAGAACAUGAUGGCUGCUUGUGACCCCCGACACGGCCGCUACCUGACCGUUGCUGCCAUUUUCCGAGGCCGCAUGUCCAUGAAAGAAGUGGAUGAACAGAUGUUGAACGUCCAGAACAAAAACAGCAGCUAUUUUGUUGAAUGGAUCCCCAAUAAUGUCAAGACAGCUGUCUGUGACAUCCCACCUAGAGGCCUCAAGAUGUCUGCCACCUUUAUUGGCAACAGUACAGCCAUCCAGGAGCUGUUUAAACGUAUCUCUGAGCAGUUCACUGCCAUGUUCCGGAGGAAAGCCUUCUUGCAUUGGUACACUGGUGAGGGCAUGGAUGAAAUGGAGUUUACAGAAGCUGAGAGUAAUAUGAAUGAUCUGGUAUCUGAGUACCAGCAAUAUCAGGAUGCUACAGCUGAGGAAGAGGGUGAAUUUGAGGAGGAUGAAGAGGUUGCCUAAGCAGUAUUGUGGUCAGAGCUAAGAAUUUCAUUUUGAGACUUGUCUAAUGUCUUUUUCUUCCUAUACUUUACUCAUGUGUUCUGCAUUUCUCCUAUCUUGAAACUGUAAAAAUUCAGUUGUAACCUGGUGGUAUCUGCAGCAUUGACUUGUAUAUUUGGAAUCACUGUAUACAUGUGAUACUUAUGGUUCUGUUAACCUUCUCCCCCUGAAAUAAACCUCCUUUUUGGAGGGAGUCCUGGCAGUUUCUCCCCAGCUAAGAAAUUACUAAGUCUGCCAUAUUGGACCUGUUCAAAAAAUUGUUGGGAGGUUUGAUACAGAACCUCUGACAUACCUACUGGGAUCUGUUGUGACUAGGAUACAGAUAGCAAAGCCAGUUAAACCUGACUUCUCUAUCUGUGUAGAGCUUCUUAAAGUGGAGACACUGGCUUGUCUCUAACACUGACUGCCGUUUCAUCAUGAAAUAAAUUUUUACAGUCCAUAAAUUUUAACCAGGGCUUUAAGGAGUAUCAUUUUGAGACAUCAUGAAUUUCUGGCUAGACUUCAAACUUGUGAAAGUGAAAUUAUGAAAUAUGGAUCAGUGCCACUACUGAUGCAGAAGAUUUUCCAUUGCUACUAUACCUAUUCAGUAGGGUUGCCACAGCCCUGUUUGUUCUCGCCAACUGUCACAUGUUGUCAUUCCUGUGAAUUGGUCAGAGUACUUUCUGAAAGCUGUUUGCAUUUUUAUAACUUUAAAGGUGGCUUUGCUCAGCAACCAAACUCCAGCUGUGAACCUACCCACUCUAAUAUUACUGCUUUUCUAAAGUGGCAGCCCUAGUGUUAAAGCAGACUCAUUCAAAACUUCUGCAAAGGUUGAAAGUAACUGCCAGCACUCCAGGCAGAAUGUGCAAACAUCAUGUUUUGUUGGCAUCUUCAUCGGUGUCACUAAGUUUUGAGCUGAUGUUCUGAGACCUUUGUAUGGACACUGCUCCUGUAAAAUAAAUCAUGUUUGACCAUUAAAUUACACAGCACAAUUUACCUUGGAA
Messenger RNA from Stegostoma tigrinum, 2468 nucleotides. RefSeq names its product tubulin beta chain-like. Gene Ontology annotation, biological process: microtubule cytoskeleton organization; mitotic cell cycle. The transcript has 4 exons. The record is from RefSeq and is a predicted model, not a curated record. The coding region runs from base 115 to 1446 and encodes 443 amino acids. Gene Ontology annotation, cellular component: cytoplasm; microtubule. Lineage: Eukaryota; Metazoa; Chordata; Chondrichthyes; Orectolobiformes; Stegostomatidae. Gene Ontology annotation, molecular function: GTPase activity; structural constituent of cytoskeleton; GTP binding.